Linum tenue is the source of this 1606-nucleotide messenger RNA. Lineage: Eukaryota; Viridiplantae; Streptophyta; Magnoliopsida; Malpighiales; Linaceae. The record is from the annotation of a GenBank genome assembly.
AUUGGAAGCAUACGGCGCCACCCUCGCCAAACCACUGUUUGCCUUUAACGACGCCGGCGGAGGAAGGAGUAAACAAGCCCGGCAGCGGCAGCGGCAGGUGGUCGGCGUCCGGCAGGCGGGGAAAAAGGGCAAGCAAAACGGCGCCAUUCUACGGGACGUCGUCUCAGGAAUUCAGGAUAGCAUAAUUAAACCUGUAUAUUGUAAUUUGUAUAUGUGUAGCAUCAUCCCAUUCCGCCAUUAUCGCGGGGGUAAAGAAGAAUUCAUCAAAGCUUUACUUUCUGCCUCUCUCUCUCUCUCUCUCUCUGGAGUGGUCACACACACUGCUCCGCAAAAAUAUCCAUCCGCUUACAGAAAAACACGAAAAUUCAGAAAACUAGUUUUGGUCUCUCUUUCCGCCUCUCUCUAUCUCUCUGAAUCGCCGCCAUGGCUUCCCGGUUCUGACCCCAUCGGAGGCCCACCGUCUUCACCAUCUCCGUUCCCGCCCACUUCCGUAACUCCGAUCUUAUUUCCCUGAUUUCUGAUCUGGUACCGUCUGCCCCUUCCGCGCUCUGAAUUUAUGUUUCUUUUUUUCUUUUCUUUUUUUUUUGCAGAAAGUUGAACCGCCGUUGAUUGAUUCGGUGAUUUCUUUUUGUGCUGGUCGAAUUUUGUUCCUGAGUCGUUUACGAUGGCCGCUCCGCCCGCCAGAGCUCGAGCUGAUUACGAUUUCCUCAUUAAGCUACUCCUGAUUGGCGACAGCGGUGUGGGCAAGAGUUGCCUUCUUCUGCGCUUCUCUGAUGGCUCUUUCACUACAAGUUUUAUCACCACUAUAGGUAUUGAUUUUAAGAUAAGAACCAUUGAGCUUGAUGGCAAGAGAAUUAAGCUUCAGAUUUGGGAUACAGCAGGCCAAGAGCGUUUCAGAACUAUCACGACUGCCUACUAUCGUGGAGCUAUGGGUAUUUUACUGGUCUAUGAUGUUACUGAUGAAUCGUCUUUCAACAACAUAAGAAAUUGGAUCCGCAACAUUGAACAACAUGCUUCUGAUAACGUGAACAAGAUCUUGGUGGGAAACAAGGCAGACAUGGACGAAAGCAAACGGGCGGUGCCUACAGCAAAGGGACAAGCACUUGCCGAUGAGUACGGGAUCAAAUUCUUCGAGACUAGUGCAAAGACAAAUCUAAAUGUGGAGGAAGUUUUCUUCUCAAUAGCAAGGGACAUAAAGCAAAGGCUUGCAGAUACCGAUUCGAGGGCCGAGCCAACGACCAUUCGGAUCAAUCAAGGAGACCAGUCAGCUGGGGCUGGCCAAGAGGGACCGAAAUCGGGUUGCUGCGGUUAAGUUGAGAAGAUUCCAUCCCAUCCCAGCUCGUACGUUUUUGUGUAGGAAAGAUCCUGAAUCCAAAGUAGAUCCUCCACUUACUUGGAUUGAAGGCAAAGCUAAUAGGAAAAUACAACUAGUUCGAUGAGCGAUGAUUAUUGCUUGUAAUUCUUCAUUUUUUUUUUGCUUACUCUUUUUUUUUUUCUUUGGUCUCUUCGAUUUCUAUUAAUUUUUUCUUUUUUGUUCUGGAUUUGUUUGUACUUGUAACAUCCCGAAUUUUUUUCCGACAAAGAUAUUGUGCGUUUUGAGCCUCAA